Molecule: messenger RNA, 2405 nt
Organism: Plutella xylostella (diamondback moth)
Lineage: Eukaryota; Metazoa; Arthropoda; Insecta; Lepidoptera; Plutellidae
Source: RefSeq, a predicted model, not a curated record
UCAUUUUGACAUUUAGAAAAAAUCUAGGCGGUGUUGGGCUUGCGUGUUUUUGUUGUUGUUGUACCGAUUUUCUACUUAAUAAAGACUGAAAGCAACAUGAAUUGCUACUAAAUCCACUACAGUAUUAUAUUUAUGCCAUAUUAAUUGCAUUUCCGCUGCAAUUCACGUGAAAAAUGGGGUUAUUAUCAGACCCGGAGUAUGGGUCGGCCCAGUGGGUACGAGUGCUUCGGAAAAUCCAUGGUCUUUUGAGUGUUUUGUUUUACAUUGGAGCCAUAGUAUGGUUUGUUAUGUUGGGCAACAAGACAUUCAACAAUGAGACAUACUUCUCGGAGAAUGCUCUGCUUCCGGGGCUGGUCACCAAUGAGUUUAAUGGGGAGCCGGCGGCUAAGCAGUUUUUCAAUGAAUUCAACGAAGAACUGAAGGACAAAUAUGAGGACACAGAUGUGAUGCCAGUUCCAUGGCUUGUGGCCAAGAUGUCACAACUGCACCUGGAGGUCUACACUCACAACUUCACACUCAACUAUCCUCUGGGUGAAGGGAGAGUGUACACGGGCACAAAUGUGUACGGCAUAUUGAGAGCUCCGCGCACAUCGUCCCUGGAGGCUCUAGUAGUGUCCGCUCCAUACCGCCCCCCGUCCAGCCAUCAGAAGAGCACGGCCGCUGGCAUAGCAUUGAUGUUAGCCUUUGCACAGUUUGCUAGACCACAAAAAUACUGGGCAAAAGACAUAAUAUUCCUAGUCACGGAGCACGAACAACUAGGCAUGCAGGCGUGGUUAGAAGCAUACCACGGCAUCCAGAGUGACGCAGAGACGUUCUACACCAGCCUCGGAUCUUUCUGGAAGCCGAACCCAUUCCUUGAUUUGAGUACCUUCGGGACGCUGACUAAGGCUGACCAUGAGAAGUGUCUGAACCCUGGAAGGUUGAAAGGCAGAUCUGGAUCUAUACAGGCUGCUAUUAAUUUGGAGUUUGAUGUACCGAAGAUUAAGUAUGUGGAGGUGAAGAUCGAGGGUCUGAACGGGCAGCUGCCCAACCUGGACCUGGUGAACCUGGUGCACAAGCUCUGCGUCAAGUCCGGGGUACACCACUCUUAUAAGAACAGUUACUCGUGGGUCCGCAGCAGGAACAAGUACGACGAGUGGUGGAACUCUGUUUCCACCAUGCUGGGUAUGGUGACCACGCAACUGGCUGGCGUACCAAACGGCAACCACGGCCUAUUCCACCGCUUCGGCAUCGAGGCCGUGACCCUGGAGGGGCGCGGGCCGGGCGACCCCGCCGGCGACCCGCCGCAGGUCAACGCCCUCACGUCGGCCAACUUCUACCGGUUGGGCGCGGCGCUGGAGACCGUGCUGAGGUCGCUGAAUAAUUUGCUGGAGAGGUUCCAUCAGAGUUAUUUCUUUUAUCUGCUGCCGCAGACGGGGCGGUUUGUUUCUAUUGGUCAAUACAUGCCAUCUUUAUGCCUCAUCAGUGCAGCCAUGUUGAUAAAAUCUCUAGCUCUGUGGGUGUCCUUACAAAAAGAAGAUAAGACGAACAAAAAAGAAAAGAGUAAAAAAGAUGACAAAGCAAAGGUAUCAGGAGAUGAUAGCUCUACAGAGGUGGAAGAAAAAGAAACAAAAGAAAAAAGUGCUGUGUCAAAAGUACCAGGAGCUAAGAAGACAAAAGGAGAUGCGCAACGAAAGAAGAGUGAAGAAACAUUGAGUGUAGUGAAUGUUGGAUUGAACUAUUUCCUGGUCCAUUUACUGGGAUAUGCCGUCAUGAAUUCGCCGCUUCUGUUCAGUCAAAUUGGCUCAAAAUACUACAACCUACCAUCAGAAGUAUCCGUAUACUACGGCCUAGCCAUAACAUCGGCAGUCCUCACCCUCUUAUCUCCAUUCAUGAUGAGAGUCCUACGCUCGGGGCCCAUGCACUAUGAGGAGGUGGCCUUAGUCAACAUCCUAGUACUGAUCGAGUUGGCUACGAUAUGCCUGAGUGUAGGAAUGCAUAACUUCUCGCUGGGAUUCGUGAUGGCAACUCUUUUGGCUCCUGUUGCCCUGGUAUCUGGAGUCAAUGUGAGGGGUGGUGGGAAAAUUAGGUCAAUUCUAGUCCAGUUCAAACGCCUCUUAUGCAUCAUAUCGCAUCCUCUAUGCCUAGUCACUUUGGGAAUGAUAAUCUACAGCAAAAUGCUAUUCCCUGAAGAAUCUAACAUGCACGUUAUAGGAAGGGGCCGGGACGCGGCCAUGCAAGCUAUUAUGUACUCUGUGGUCGACAGUUUGAUCUAUGGCAACUGGCUGUUCAAUGUAGCCACAUCACUAGUGCUGCCAACUUGGAUCAUAUUCUGGCAAAUCAAUUGUAGCAGUGUGGAUAAGUAGCUUUAAUUAUUAUAUUACAUUCCCAAAGACUUCACAAUAUAAGGUUGGUUUUUAUACGAA